Prorocentrum cordatum is the source of this 339-nucleotide messenger RNA. Lineage: Eukaryota; Dinophyceae; Prorocentrales; Prorocentraceae. The record is from the annotation of a GenBank genome assembly.
AUGGCGAAGGCGGGGUACGUGAAGCCGGAGCCCACCGGCAUGGCGGCGGGGCUCCACAAGGGGUUCAUCACCACCCGCAGGACCAUGAAGACGAAGCCAUCCUACCGCAUUGGCAGGAAGUCCCAGCGCGGAAGCCUGAUCAAGGAGGUGGUUCGCGAGGUGGCGGGCUUCGCGCCCUACGAGCGCCGCAUGAUCGAGUUGCUGCGGGUCGGCUCCGCGGCGACGCUCAAGCGCGCCCUGAAGGUCGCAAAGAAGCGCCUGGGCACGCACAAGCGCGGCAAGAAGAAGCGGGACGAGAUGGCCGAGGCGCUCGCGGCGCUGCGCAAGAAGGGCGCGUGA